UCUCAACAAACAGCAUCAAGUUGAUAUUCCAUGAUCAGAUCUUGGAUAGAUAAAGCAUUACACCGAUUUCCACGUUCAAAUCUACAAAGAAAGGCACAAAACAACACAAUGGUAUCAUUGCGGCCACCCUAUUCCAAUGCUACAAGGCGCGAGUUUCUCAGAAUAACCUCCUCCAGCGCCAACGGAACAGAAAAAACAAACAAACAAAUGGUAGAAAAGGUAAGAAAAAAAGUACAAGACAUUAUUAUUCCAGCCGAAGUCUGCUUCCCAUUUUUAUCUUCACAAGAGGAAAAAAAAGCUAUAACUCUUGACGAACGAGAUCCCUGUAUGCUACAAUGCAAGAGUGCAAACACACAUAUGUGGUUGAGGGUAAAAAGGAAAAGAGAGAGAGAGAAAGAGAGAAAACAAAGUAUAUACGCCCAAUCAACGCCUGUUUGUUAUGGUACAAAACGACGACAAAAUGUCAAGGGUACGACAAAGGUAUGGAUAUGUCGGGAGUGGAUCGUUGAUACACGAAUCCAAGGGGUAUGACUUUUCUUUUGUACAUCUGCGACGGGAGGGGAUGAUGGAGGUGGCAAGUUCGUCUGCUUUCGCUGCAAGGGGAGAGGUAUAUGUACGCGCAUCCUGGCAAAAGCUAGAUACGAAACUUGAUAGGGUACUCUGGGUACG
Messenger RNA from Bipolaris sorokiniana ND90Pr, 669 nucleotides. RefSeq lists its product as uncharacterized. Lineage: Eukaryota; Fungi; Ascomycota; Dothideomycetes; Pleosporales; Pleosporaceae. The transcript has a single exon. Bases 31 to 531 code for a protein of 166 amino acids. The record is from RefSeq and is a predicted model, not a curated record.